AUGCCUAAGGUGACAACAGUGGCGCCGCGAUGUUUGGAAGAAGCAACUCAUGUAGUCCACUUGAAGGGCUUUGGCUGUGGCCGCUUCCCAGAAGAUGGGCGUGGCUGUUGUGAUCUUUGGCUGGUGGAGAUGCUGGCAGCUGCUUGUGGUACCUCUGGUGUCAUUGCUUGGGAUGGCGAUGAGUUCGGGGAGGACAGCUUCACCCGCAUUCUUGACAAGGCCUUGUCAAGCCGCUCCAUUCCAGCUGUGGCCUUCUAUUGGCGGAGCCUAAAGGACUCAUUCCUCGAAUCUUGGCAACCUCGAGCAGAAAGAUACUCUGGCGGGCUUCAUUUGGUGCUUCUUGAAGAGAACAAGACCUGUGGAAGCCCACGGAGUGAUGCAAGUUGGGUGCAACUUGGCAUCGCUGCUUUGCGCUUCACCAGGGCAAAGCAAGUGUUGUCGCUGGGCGGUGGAGGUGUUGUUGCCGAGGAGGCUGCUAUUUGUGCUAAGGACGAGCAAUUGAACCAGGUGCAUUGGCGCCUCAUUUUGCUUUCCAGGCUGUCCAUCUUCAAUUAA
Molecule: messenger RNA, 555 nt
Organism: Durusdinium trenchii
Lineage: Eukaryota; Dinophyceae; Suessiales; Symbiodiniaceae
Source: the annotation of a GenBank genome assembly